Molecule: messenger RNA, 2373 nt
Organism: Cryptosporidium ubiquitum
Lineage: Eukaryota; Apicomplexa; Conoidasida; Eucoccidiorida; Cryptosporidiidae
Product: serine subtilase
Exons: 10
Coding region: 1-2373 (790 amino acids)
Biological process (GO): proteolysis
Molecular function (GO): serine-type endopeptidase activity
Source: RefSeq, a predicted model, not a curated record
AUGAGGGCAAAGUUACUUAUUAUUCAAAUUGUGGUAAUUUUAAUCAUAACAGUUAGGUCUCAAAACUUGAUUAGAAUAGAAAAUGGGGUUGAAUUAGUCUCUAAAAAACAAGAAUCCAAUCUUGGAAAUAGGUUAACAGUUUUGAUAAAAAAGAUAAAAGAAGUUAAUGAACCACAAUAUGAAGAAUCAAACAGAAUAAUAUUUGUUUACAAGGAUAACAACGGCUCAAAUGAAUUAUUUUCAAGAUUAAGAUUGAGGUUUAAAAAUAUAAUUGAAAGAGCUUUCAACAUACUAAAGUUAAAUAUGGAGAUAAUACAAACCAAAGAUAACGACCAAAUGACCAAAUUCCUUGGUGUAAUCAAGGAUCAAGUUAGCUUGUUUCAAGAUUUGAUUCAGGGAGUAUAUUUGGACGAGUUUAUUGGAUUUGAAGAAAACAACUACAGAAAUACAUUCGAGAUACCAAGAAUAAAUAACUCCUUAAGGCCCACAAUAGCUAGUGAUAACUAUUCAGCUAUUUAUCAAAGACAAUGGUUUCAUAACGAUUCCAGAUUUGGAAUCAAAUCGGGGAAAAUGUGGAAGAGAGUGUCGGAGCUUAAAGAUCAAGGAAUGGGAAAUGUAGUGAUUGCAGUUAUUGACUCUGGGAUUGACUUUGAGCAUCCUGAUUUAAGGGGAAAAAUAUGGAGAAAUUUCGGAGAAUUUGAUUGUAAUGAUGGGAUUGAUGACGAUAUGAACGGUUAUGUAGAUGAUUGUUAUGGUUGGAACUUUGUGGACAAUAAUAAGAUACCAUUAGACAAUAAUGGACAUGGAACACAUAUUUCAGGUAUAAUUUCUGCAAUUCCAAAUACUGAAGUUGGAAUUACAGGAAUUUGCUGGUUUUGCCAGAUAAUGGUAUUAAAAGUUUUAGAUUCAAAGAUCAGAGGAUUUUUGUCAGGAUUUGUCGAAGCUAUUGAUUACGCUUUGGAUAAAGGAGUGAAAAUUUCUAAUCACAGUUAUGGAAGCAGGAGUAUUGAGCUAUUGAGGCUUGCAAUUAAAAGAAGCGAAGAUCAGGGAAUGUUGGUAAUUGUGGCUUCUGGAAAUUAUGAAAGUGAUAGAAAUAACGACAUUGUCCCAACUUUCCCUUCUUCUUUCAAAUCUGAAAAUAUAAUUUCUGUAACUUCUAUUACAAGCAAUGGAGAGCUAAUGGAAAGAGCAACUUAUGGAAGAAAAACUGUCCAUAUUGGAGCUCCUGGAGUUAAUAUUUGUUCAACAUACUUACAAGGAGAAUACAGAUGUAUGGAUGGAAGCUCAUUUUCUGCUCCAAUUAUCACGGGAAUAGCCGGAGUCUUGCUUUCAGUAUUCCCUAAUAUUUCAAUCUACUCUAUAAAAGACUGCAUUUUGAAAAGUGCCACCAGGAUUAGAGGACUUCCAGAUAAUGUAAGAGAAAGGUUAAUAUUAAGAUUAGGAAUAACCAGAAAUGAUGGGGAGAGGAGAAUGCACACCUCUAGGCAUAAUCAUUCUAUCACCCAUGGCUCUUCAUGUAGUUCUGGCGAUUCUGCAGAUGAGGUAUUAGAACGCGAGGAUUUUUCAUUCAAACUUUUGGAUUUGUCUCAAAAUGACUCUUCAAGAGUUAAGUAUUUGGGAAAACUAAGUUAUUUAAAAAUUUGGAUUCCCUCAGCUCAUAGGCCUCCAAAACAUCAGACUGCAAUUAUCUUUGAUUGGGAUGACACCUUAUUGUGUACUACAUUCUUAAAUGAACAGGUACCUAAAAAGCAACAAAUGAAUAUAAGUUCAAAUUCACAAGGCAGUCUGAACGCAUCAGCCCAAGGCUUAUUGGAGAAGGAUAUUAUGGUAUCCCAAAAAGAGUCAUUUAAUAACUCUCAGUUUUUGUUGCUUCCGGAAAAUAUUCAGAAUAUCAUGAAUCAAAUUCAAAGGUGCGUAAAAGAAUUGCUACUAAAAGCUAUGGAUAUGGGCAAUGUAUUUUUAAUAACUAAUGCUUCAGAAGGAUGGGUUGAUUAUUCAGCUAAGAUGUAUAUGCCAGAAGUGGUUGAUGUUCUCUCUAGAUUAACAAUUAUUUCGGCGAGAUCAAAAUACGAACAUAAAUAUCCAGGAGCAUAUCAUAAGUGGAAGUUUAAUGCAUUUUUGGAGAUUCAAAAAAAAUUGGAUUCAGAGACUAUUACUAAUCUUAUUUCAAUAGGUGACUCUAUUAUUGAAAUGGAAGCUGUUCAUAUACUUGGAAGAGAGUUUUCCGAGUCUCUGGUAAAAACCAUAAAGAUGAAGGAGUCUCCAACUCCUGACGAGUUAUUUAAACAACUUUCUUUAAUUAACGCAAAAUUUGAAAAUAUUUGUCUGAACGCACGAAAUCUCAAGAUUGUUCUGGAAAAAAGAUCUUUGUAG